GCAAGCUGUUCAAAGCCCAAGGUUCUGCCACCUUAUUUAGAAUUGGUGGACUCGUGAGAAAGAAGGGGCCAGCUGAAUGCCGCAGCACCACGUUGUAUUCAGGUUUUGGUAGUUGGACCAGCUGAGACCCACCUUUUCACUUCCUUCAGCUGAUCAGUGUACAAUGCAAUGGCGCGGAAGGGGAUACUUGCGGCUUGGCAGUUUGCGGUGCUCUCAAUGUCAUUGCUGGGGUCUGCACUUUCAGGCAAGAUCUCAACAAUAAGCCCUGUAAGGCCGCUUGUGUCUGGCCUGAAGGACUCAGACCUCCCUCUUCCCUACGAGGGGGACACAGUGACCGCUGUCAAGGUGUCCCUCGAUGAUUCGAGAGUGACGCAACCUGAGGGCCCCGACAAGGAUAACAUCAUAGCAGACAUUCAAGGAGCGGGGCCGACGUCCUGGUCCAUUUCGAGAUGGAACAAGGGGGAUUUGGCCAUGAGGAUUGCCCCAAGGCACAGAUACGCCCAAAGCAACCUUGGCAUCCCCCCCGGAGACCAAGGAUUCACUACCAGCGAUCCAAAGGACUUCUCAGCUCAGGCGUGGCGGCCGCAUCCCGAGAGAGGGGUCACGCUGGCCAGUGUCGCUCGGAAUGGGGUGCGACGGAACCGGGAAGGGCCGGUCAUGUAUGGAGUGGUUUCGGCGUCAACGGACUCUAGUGGGUAUGGCUACAGCAUGACCGACGGCACAUUCGGCCACGAAGACCCGUCUCUCGACAUCAACGUUGGGGCGGCAGGCUCCGUGGGGGAGAGCAGCAUCGACUUUGGGGUCGCCUGGUUUCCAUACGCUCAAGGCUGGAUCGGCGGCUUCCUCGCGGCUCGAUCCAGCGCUUCUGCUGCUGCCACGUGGCUCACACGUGAGUCGAAAAGCCCAAGCUUGCCAAACAACGCAGGGGAGGUGGUGACGUGGUGGGCGAGGGGUGCUUACGUCAGGCUCCCGAAGGUGGAUCCAAGGAACGACGGGAUGCUUUUGACGAUAGCGACCGAUUCCGGGCAGCAGAACAGCGAUACCAACAUCGUGUCCGUUUACCCCGACAAAAAGCAUUGGGUCUUAAACGUGCGAGAAGACUCACAGGUGAACCCGGGCGUGGUUACCGUCCUAAACCAAUGGGUCUUCUCCUUCCUGUACAUACCGUUCUCAGCAGACGGGUUAAUCGGGGGUUGGGUUAGCGGAACCGACGGCAGCCUACGGCGGAGCGCUGGGGGCCCGGCCGUGAGACGGCUGGGGGUCGGACAGUACGAGAUCGAUCCGCGUUUAGGAAGGGCGUCCGAAAGGGACGGCAUCCUCCUCCUCCAAGUCGCGGACAAGGAGCCUGCCGUUUUGGACGCCCUAAUGGCUCGGAGCGCUUUUCUUUCGUACAACUACAGUGGGGAUAAUAAGAUGUUUGUAGAAGCGCGGCGGGUGAUGGCUCAUAACCCGGGCGCGGAUCUGCAGACCGAUGCGGGGGGGGUGCGGCAUGACGUUCCGGUGGACAGGGGCGAAGACUUUCCGCUGGUGGAUACAGACUUCUACUUUGCUUGGGUCGACUUCCGGAAUCCUCUCAGUCCAACCGCGGGCUCGGCGUCGUUCUCUGGGCCUCGUUCGAACAACGGGGCAGGGUUUGGGUUAGGGUUUGUUUUCGGUCUGGUGGGCACUUUGUUAGUGGGCACGGUCACGUGGAUCGUUCUCAAGUACGUAUAUCAUCGGCCACGUGGCGGCCCGUCUUUGGUCGCGAUGAGCGAAUUCGGAAGGGACGACUUGGACUCUGAUCUGUUGGAGUCUGCGGAGGAGUACCGCUUCCAAGACUGAGUGAGACCUGGAGGAAAUAGUAGCACAUAAGGUUCCCAAAAAGGGGGGUCCGUAAAGGCACUGUUCCGAUUGAAGCCCUCAAUCUGUACAUAUGGUCGACAAAUGAAGCGUUCCUCUGCGAGGAGCUGAUAUCCAUUAUCUGGACAAGAGUUAGCACGCUGUUAUUGUUACGCGGGGCGCAAGACAGGCAUAUGCCUGCAAGACUGCAGUGCAUCCAAGCCGCCGGCGGCAGCAAUGCUGCGGGCCCUUACCGACGACCAGUCUUCAAAAGAUAGAAAGUGCACG
This is a messenger RNA of Klebsormidium nitens, 2106 nucleotides long. Lineage: Eukaryota; Viridiplantae; Streptophyta; Klebsormidiophyceae; Klebsormidiales; Klebsormidiaceae. The record is from the annotation of a GenBank genome assembly.